Colletotrichum destructivum is the source of this 336-nucleotide messenger RNA. RefSeq lists its product as uncharacterized. The coding region runs from base 1 to 336 and encodes 111 amino acids. The record is from RefSeq and is a predicted model, not a curated record. The transcript has 2 exons. Lineage: Eukaryota; Fungi; Ascomycota; Sordariomycetes; Glomerellales; Glomerellaceae.
AUGCAGGUGACGUCCUUCCGUGGACCAAAGGGCGCAGUUCGCUCAAGGAUCAACGGGGACGGCAUUGUCAACAGGAGCAACAACACAGAAGUAGUGUUCCGAGCAUCAACACGGGGUAGCCACAAUCUGCAGCCUAAAGUCUUUGGGCCUCGGACAUGGCACCACAAUCUCAAGGUCUUCGACUUCAAGCCGAAUGGAAAGCAGACCGUUGUCUUCCUACAAGGAGACGGUCAGGCACUCUGCUUGCCGAACAUCGUGUGGAUGCUCUUGGGAAAUGGCGUGUUCCUCGGCAUCUACAUCUACCAAGUCUCCACGACACGUUUGGCACCAUUCUGA